UAAUAUUCAUGAGUCCGUCCUUCGACGUAAUAGAAUUCUGGGCGGGGUUUUCUCCAGCUUGCCCACCUGGACAGGAGAUCUGUUUCACUUUCCAAAGGAAAAAUCCUCGGGAACUCAUUCAGGCAGAAUCAUGGCCACUCCCAUAGCCAACUCCUGGGAGCUCACCAUCCAGGUGGACCAGCGCGAGGGAGACGAGGGCAUGAAGUUUAAGUUGCGGGUCAAGGGGGAUCUCCACAUCGGGGGUCUCAUGCUCAAACUUGUAGAGAAGAUCAAGGCUCCUCAGGACUGGUCCGAUCAUGCCAUCUGGUGGGAGCAGAAGAGCUCCUGGCUGCUGAAGACACACUGGACUCUGGAUAAAUAUGGAGUCCAGGCGGACGCUGACCUGCGAUACACCCCACAACACAAACCCCUGUGUAUCCAGCUGCCCAACAUGAAGACCAUUAAGCUCCCGGUUACCUUCUCUGGUGUGGUCUUCAGAGCCGUGGCUGAGAUCUGCAAAGCGCUCAACAUUAGAAGAUCAGAAGAACUUUCUCUUCUGAAACCAAUAGAUGAACCAAAGAAGAAAAAGAAAAAAGACAAGGGUGCAGAAUCAGCCAUUGAUGAGAUAUUAAACAUGGACAUUGCCAGCGGAAUGGCUGGAGGAGCACUUGGUCUGUACAGUAAAACGAUGACUCCGACCUAUGACCCUGAGAGCGGCUCCCCUGCGUCGUCCACCAGUCUGUGGUUCGGCGAGAGUCCCCUGACGGCCAGCCAGCCCAACCUUCCACCGGAGGAAUUGGCCAAACUCUACAAGCCUCUUACUGUGGAAGAUAAAGCAGCCAUUAAUGCUGGGUGGCUGGAUUCCUCUCGCUCGCUGAUGGAACAGGGAAUUCAGGAAAAUGACAGACUCCUGCUGCGAUUCAAGUACCACUGCUUCUUUGACCUCAACCCAAAGUAUGAUGCUGUGAGAAUCACACAGCUGUAUGAACAGGCCCGGUGGGCGAUAUUGCUGGAGGAGAUCGACUGCACUGAAGAAGAGAUGCUCAUGUUUGCAUCCCUGCAGUAUCACAUCUGUAAACUGACCUUGUCAACGGAGCCACUGACUAAUUCCAAUGAACCAGAGAUUGAUGAAGUCGAGGCUGCGCUCUCAAACUUAGAAUCUACCCUGGAAGGACGAAACGCUGAUAAGAUCCUGGAAGAUAUCACUGAUAUCCCGAAGCUGGAAGAUACACUUAAACUGUUUAGGCCCAAACGAUUGACGUUAAAGCCGUAUAAGGAGUACUGGUUUGUUUUUAGGGACACCACCAUUCUUAUUUCAAAAACAAAGAGUCUGCCAAUAAGGAGCCCAUUGAGCAAACUCCAUCUACGAGGUGGGCGGCCAAUCAGAGACAAGAUCGUUCAUUUAAUAUAG
Messenger RNA from Pimephales promelas (fathead minnow), 1390 nucleotides. NCBI's taxonomy places the organism in Eukaryota, Metazoa, Chordata, Actinopteri, Cypriniformes, Leuciscidae. The record is from RefSeq and is a predicted model, not a curated record.